Messenger RNA from Myxocyprinus asiaticus (Chinese sucker), 1812 nucleotides. RefSeq names its product protein LRATD2-like. The coding region runs from base 413 to 1231 and encodes 272 amino acids. The record is from RefSeq and is a predicted model, not a curated record. NCBI's taxonomy places the organism in Eukaryota, Metazoa, Chordata, Actinopteri, Cypriniformes, Catostomidae. The transcript has a single exon.
GACCACAGCUGUGAGAGAGGGAAUAAAAACAGUAAUAGGUUUUAUUGUUUAUCUUUCUCUUUGGAUACGGCAAGCAACAUGUUAUUAAUUCCAGCCAUCUGUAAAUGAAGAACUUUCUGCUUGGAGGUGUCAGGUGUGAGAAGACUACUAACUGCAUGGAUUACAGUCAAACUACAGUACUGGAACCGUUUCCAUCUGGAUAGCACAUUUUAAGGAGUUAAUGAUAAAACGGCUUGCCAUAUAUAUGUGAUUUGUAAUUGAAAUGCGAGUGGAUUGGACGUAGAGAUGCAGGUUUACUAUUAAAGUAUCCGCGUAUCUAGAGCAUCGCAGUGCACUUCCAGAUGUCCAUAUCUGUCUGCUCGUAACAGGUGGAGCUCAUUUUACUCCAUCAGUCCGAAGUGAAGUGGCAUAUAUGGGCAACCAGGUUGACAAACUGUCACACCUAAGUUACGCCGAAGUUCCCACGACCGACCCUAACGGAUUCGACACUGAAGAAGACGUCCCGCGUAUUGGGGUCUCGUACAUUUUCGCGACGGAUGACGACGAACUGGACGAUCAUCAUGUCGAUGGAUCGGAGCAGAAUCAGGAAGAGAAGCUCUACGACAAGUGGAACGAGCUGGACUGCGCCGUUUACCAUCGCGACGAGUGUAUUUACGAGAAGAGUGUCAACGCUGCAGAUACAGAGACGUUCAGCCCGGAGAAUUUAUUGAACAAGUGUAAGCCCGGGGAUCUGCUGGAGUUCGUGUCCAUCGGGCAGUACCCGCACUGGGCUGUGUACGUCGGCGACUUUCAGGUGGCGCACCUGCACCGGGCGGAGGUCAAGAACAGUUUCCUGACCGAUGCCAGCCAGGGCAGGAGGGGAAGGAUCGUGAACGAGCUGUAUCAAUUCAAAGCCCUCAGUCCUGAUGUGGUGGUGCAGAACGCGAUGGAGCAGGUCGGGGCGAAAGACAAAGAACUGAGUUGGAGGAAUUCCGAGUGUUUCGCCGCCUGGUGCAAAUUCGGUAAACGCGAGUUUAAGAUGGGAGGAGAGAUACGCAUCGGAAAACAACCGUACAGAUUAAAGCUGCUCUUGUCUGAUAAACAGUCUCAUGUGCUGGAGUUUCAGAGUUUGGAGGAUGUGAUCAUGGAAAAGAGGAGAAACGAUCAGAUCGGUAAAGCGGCUGUUAUUCAGGAAUUGGCUCAUCAUUUGAGCAACAUCGGAAGCAGCAGGAGUGAAGCCAACGUUCAUUGACAUGCAACAGGUUGAGGAGACAUGGAGCAUGUAUCAUAACACACAACUGAUAUCUGACAUUACGCGUUAUGGUGAUGAGAAAUACAUGCAUUUUCCUUGUGAUGGAAAUUUUAAGUCUUAAAAAUGUAUUUCAAGUUGUUUGAAACAGACUGACCAUCUCUAUAAUGUAAAAUUAAGACUCUAUGAGUUCCAUAAAUAGCCAUAAAUCAUUCUGAAAGUUUUAGCACAAGAUAUUACAACAAAUGGUUCAAAAAGUAAAUUCACCAGUCUGCCCUCUUACUGAGUAAUUCCUCCUUUUCUCACUUUAUGCAUUUUAUAAGGAAAAUUAUAUUUCGGGGCUAGUUGUCACACUUUUUUACUCCAGUGAAUAUUUCUCAGGGUAGGUUUGUUAUUUGAAGUCAAUUUCUGCACUGCAACAUAACUUAAAGUCUUGGCUACAAAAAAGCUAUUAAACAUUUUCAUGGUUCUUGCCUAGGAGUAAAGUUACAGUUCACUGAACACAUGUUGACCAUUCGCGACAACUUGCCCCAAUCACCACUACCAAAACCAAAUCUAUGCCUCUCUUUAAAUCUAUGCCUGCC